Molecule: messenger RNA, 3147 nt
Organism: Panonychus citri (citrus red mite)
Lineage: Eukaryota; Metazoa; Arthropoda; Arachnida; Trombidiformes; Tetranychidae
Product: dual specificity protein kinase splA-like
Exons: 3
Coding region: 469-2583 (704 amino acids)
Cellular component (GO): PRC1 complex
Molecular function (GO): protein binding
Source: RefSeq, a predicted model, not a curated record
AGAAAAAAGGAAAGGAAGAGAAACCAGAAACAAAGAAUAGAAAGAGAAGAGAGAGAAAAGAGAGAGAGAGGGAGAGAAGAGAAGGAAGAAAAAGAUGCUCAGGCGCCAGAAAUUGAAAUAAUUCUAAACGCAAACAUUAAUCAACCCAAGUGUUAACAGAAGAAUAAGAAAUAAUUAAAAUCUGACAAUAAAAGUAAAAAGAAACAAUUAAAUUACUAGAAAUUAACAAUUCGAUCCAAGAAAAACAAAGUGACAACUCAAACUGGUGAAUAAUUAAAAAAAAGAAUUUCCAAUUUUGUUGUUCCAUCGAACACCAGAUGUCGUUCGAUGUUCUUUUUGACACUUUUUUGGAAAAUUUUUUGUCUUUGUUUCUAAUAUUUGUGAAAAUGUUUUUGCUUGAAAGGGAUUUUAUUUAAUCUUUGUUUUAUAUAAUUGUUUGUUUAUUUUUCUAUUUAGUGAUAUUAUUUGAUGAACAUGAUGCCAAAUCAACAGGGUCCACAACAAGGACCACAAUCAACUCAAUUGAAAGUGACUGUCCAACAACAGCAACAACAAAUUCAUCAACAACUUCAACAGCAGCAGCAACAACAACAACAACAACAACAGUUAGUUCAACAUCAGCAACAAUUACAACAACCAGGGUCCCAAUCAUCUCAACAACAGUCACAAUCUCAACAGCCUACACAACCAUCACAAGCUAUUUAUUUACCUCAAUCGGUUGGUCCAUUGAUACCUCAACAGAUUAUGAUUCAACCAAAUACUCAUCCUUUUACUGCGAUGCCAAAUAGUGGGAAUCUCAUUCAAAUGGCACAAUUUGGCAAAAAGCCUGUCAUUUUACCCAAUGAUAUUAAAGGACCAAGAAGUAAAAUGCAGCUAAUUUCAUCAGGAGGUCCUCAUCUUCAAUCAAUUAACAAUUUUGUCACUGGUCAAUCGCCUCAAACUAUUGGUAAUCAAUAUUAUACAUUGCAAACCUUUCCAAGUCCAGGAGGACCAGUUCAACAAGUAAACUCUGCCACUUUAUUAUCUCCAAAUAAUCAACACCAAUACUUACUUCAAAGAUCAUCAGACCUUCAAUUUAUUGCUGUUUCAAAUAACGCUUUUCCAAAUCAGCAAAUUGUAAUGAAUGGUGUUCCAAUCUCAGUGGGUAACAAUGCUACUCCAGUCAUCUCAUUAGCAUCCAAUCACGCUCGCACUGCCACAAAAACGACUUCAUCAGGUCCAAACACUGGCCAACCAUGUUUGAUUGCUCCAGCCACCAAUAUAACAGCUCAAAAUACUAUACAAAGACUGAAAGCCAUUAAACCAGCAACAGAAAACAAUCGAACCUCGAUAGGAACCCAAACAGCUCCAGGACAAUCAAUUGUACAAGGAUCAUCAACACCGGUCGCUAUACCAAUCCACCUACCACAGCAACAAUUUCAACUUCAAUUAGCACCUCAACCACAUCCAGCGAAAAAAUCUUCAAAAAACAAUUUUGAUACAAUGACAACAGUUACUCUUGUCUCACAGCGUAACAAUACCAUCACUGGUAAUACCAACAACAACAACAUCAACAUCAACAAUAACAACAACAACAACACUCCAAUCAACAAUGUCACUCCCAAUAAUAUGAUCAACAAAUCAACAACUAAAAGUAAUAAAUUAACUACUACAAAUGCUCCAUUGAAAGAGAAAGUAAUUCAAUCUCCUAAAAAGAAAGCGACUACAACAGGUACUGAUACUGGUGAUUUAGUUGAUCAUUGUUCAGAGAGCAACAAUUUAACCAAUGGAGUUAAUAAAUCAACUGGUUCCAAAAGUCCUCAAAGAGCAAUCGUUAAACCUUAUAUUAAUGAUCCAAAUGUUUUAACUCAUGUAAUUGAUGGAUUUGUUAUCCAGGAAAGUCCAUCGCCAUUUGUAGUUAAUGCUGAUGGAUUAGAAGUUGGUUCAGACGAAACAAUAAUUGAUUCUAUUGAUGAGAGAGAAAAUAAGGAAGAUACGAUUAUGUUGGAUACUUCGGAUAAUAAUAAUUUGUCAACAGAAACUCAGACUAUUAAAACUAAACCUAAAGGUGAAUCUACUUGUGAAACUUGCAAGAAAACUAUAAGCAAGUUUAAUAAGAAAAAGAAAUUGAAACGUUUUUGUUCAAACGUUUGUGCCAAGAAAUCAAAUAACAAUUUGCACAAUAAUUCAAAUAAUAUCAAUAAUCGAGGUGAUGAAAUCAAUGGUGAUAUAAUAACUGAAUCAACCAAACAAUCAAGUCAACCGGCAUCUAAGAAGCUUAAAACCGAUGUGUCACCAAAUUGUAAAGUCACCGAAACAACUGAACCACUUGAUUCAAGUAUCGAUGGUGGUUAUAUCCCCCCAGGCGGUACCAAUCCUAAUCUAUGGAGUGUCCAAGAUGUUUAUGAUUUCGUCCGUCAUUUACCUGGAUGCCAAGAAUAUGCAGAUGAAUUUAAAUCACAGGAGAUCGAUGGUCAAGCGCUAAUGUUAUUGAAAGAAGACCAUCUAAUGUCCGCAAUGAGCAUGAAACUUGGACCCGCUUUGAAAAUCUGCUCGAGAAUAACAUCGCUGUUCAAAGCGGAGGCCAAUAAAUCUCAAGCUUGAAUCUUUUUUCCCUCUUCUUUUUUAUACUUUUAUUUUAGUGAAUUUCUUACUUAUCUGAUUGAGAAGAAAUUUAAUCAAUUUUUUCUCUUCUCUCUAAUUCCAGUUCUCUCUCUCUCUCUCUCUCUCUCUCUUCUUUCUUUCUUUCUUUCUUUCUUUCUUUCUUUCUUUCUUUCUAAGUAUCAAUUGAGUUCCCGUCAUCUUAUCCCCAAUAUAAUUUAUUGACCAUCGAUUCCAAUCCCUUAUAUAACUAUGGUUACAAUAAUCAGCUCUGUUAGUUUCAACAAUAUGAUUUAGAUAAUUUUUCUCGUCCAUAAAAUUCAAUAAUCAUCGAUACAUUAAUCAUCCUCAUCUCUAUGACCCAAGUCACCCCUGAAUUGCAUGAAAAUUGCUCAAUGUACAACAAUAUCAACUUUUAAUUGUACUAUCAUCCAAAUAUUAUCAUUAUAAUAUAAAUUAACUAAAAAAAUGAUAAUUCACUUCUUUUAAAUGAUCUAAUUUUGAAUACUUAAUCUAUUCCAUGAUGAUCAUGAUUCUUAAAAAUAAAGUAACAAUUUUCAAUAGAAA